Molecule: messenger RNA, 6399 nt
Organism: Anopheles funestus (African malaria mosquito)
Lineage: Eukaryota; Metazoa; Arthropoda; Insecta; Diptera; Culicidae
Exons: 2
Coding region: 384-6137 (1917 amino acids)
Molecular function (GO): protein binding
Source: RefSeq, a predicted model, not a curated record
CCGCCCCCUGUACCCGAUUCCCCCACCCCCGCGAACGAUCCACGAACGAGGCUUACUAAGUUGCUAGUAAGCCUUUAAUAAGCCGGCUAAUAAGCCUCGAUGUCGUACGACUUUUGCCAAGUGGGGGGAAUUUCCCCUCCAUAUUUCCCUUAAAACCAAAUUUUUUACUUUCGAAAUCAAGUUUACGCACAAAAAAGUGUACACACAUCGCGCAUUGUAAGAGUGUGCGUAAAAAAACGUGUUCUUCUCUCCCACUUUAUUGCGAGAGAAUGGUUAUCAAAUGCUGAGAGAUUAACUGUCGUGCGGGGAAUCCCACCUGAUCGUCGCACGAUCAUCAGUCGUUUAUUUUCGGCGCACCAAUUUAGACUGACCCCUCUUUAGCGAUGGAGAAUAAUUUGGUUGAAACCAUCUUCGAAGCGAUCACGAUCGGUGAUGAAACGAUGCUGGGAAAUUGCAUUAAACAAGCGACCAUCGAUACCGUCUUGGAGUUCCGGCGUUCAUACGGCGAAUCUCCGCUGCAUUUGUGUGUGAAAAUCGGCGGUGUGAGUCAUCUCGGUGUAGUGCGUUGUUUAUUGACAAGCGGAUUGUUUGAUAGCACCACCGUCGAUAGCGAAGGACAAACUGUACUCGAGUGUGCUCUGGCGAAUGGUGGAGACAGUGAAUUGGUUGACGCUCUGAUAAAAGUAGAAAUUGAUGGAUUGGAUGAUGCAACCGCUUGCUACAAGAUGUUAAGACAUGACUCGUUGCAGAUAUUUAGAACUUUUCUUAAUAUCAAGAAGCUUAAGGAGGAGGAAGAAUUCCAACACAUAGCUAGUGCGUUAAUUCAACUAAAUGUAAAGAAUGUGGUUCUGUCGGAAGAUCUGCGUCACUUUGUGUUGUGGAAACUGUCCGACUAUGGGUUUCGCAAGCUGUCCGGCAACUGGUCGGGAACGAAGGAUCCAAACGAAUGGAAAAAUCAUAUCGACGUUAUAAGCGAAUGUUGGAGUGUGAUAAAGCUGCAGUACAAUACCCGACUGUACACGGAUGUUGACGAUCAAUUCCUGCAUCGACUGCAAACCGUGCACAACCAUCUGUAUUUUCUAAAGCACAAACAAUUUCUUGCUCAUCUUCCAAUGCAGGAGGCCAUAUUUUGUGUGGCCAUAUUUCUGUCCAUCUAUCGCAACCCGGAACAGUUUCAGGAGUAUCGUCUAAUGAUUAACAAAUGUCUGGUGAUCGAGUUUGUACGCAUGAUAAGCGAACAGUUGGCAAUAGUGAAAACGUAUCUGGAACGAACCGAAACGGAACUGUUGUCGAUAGUGAGAACAAUUGAAAUGUCUGGUACGGCAGAUAAAAAUAAACUGAUCAAGGAUCUGUUGAUGAAAAUGGAAUCUUCCAAUCUACCGAACAAAGCGCACGUGAUCCAACAACUGAAGGGACGAUCAGAAAUGGAUAGUACCGCUAGUAAGGAUAGCCUUAUCAAGGAUAUGCUAGAUAAGGUGAAACGAAUCGACAAACCGUGGACCGAAGAAAUGACCGGAAAGGUAAAAGCGUUAGAUAAAACGUACAGAGAGCAAUUGAUUGAGCAGAUCGGGAAACGUUUGCGUCACGUAUCUCAUCCACAAAAUGUAGUGAACCGGUUGAUGGGCGAUUGGAAAAAAGGAAAAGUGACCGAAACCAUCGUCGCAGACAUCGUGUCAGGUGAAUCUUUUAAUCUGGCUCAUCUAAUGCGUGGUAAAGAUCGUCGCAUCAAACGCAAGUUGCUUAAAUGUUACAGCAAAACCAAGCAAUACUACUCACUGCACAAGACUGUUUUCUACUGCGAGAACAUUGUACCGAACCCGAAAGAACGCACAAAAUCCAAUUUCGCCGAGAUAGCGUGUAUGAAACGGACGGUACAGGUAUUUGGCGAAGCCAUCAAGAACACCACCAACUCUGCCAAUAUGCCGGGAAAGGCUGCGGACGCUAUGGGUACAAUGCUGACCGAACUCUUCCCCAUCAUGAACAAAUCCUUUCGGGAAGUGUUUUCGCACAGUAUCUCCUUGAAGAAGCAACUUUUAGGAGAAUCGUUCGAUAAAACACUCUGUGACACAUUUCGUUCAAACUUGGGCAUGAUGAGAAUGGCAUUUCAGCUGCUGUAUGUCGUUACCGUCAUGGUUGCCCGGCAAUCGUUCUACGGUUAUAUGCGCCAGUGUGACACAUUCAAGGAGUUGCGAUCGUUGGUAGUGUACGCCGGUGAUAUGGAAUCAUUGGAACAGCGUCAGCUCGCUUGCUACAAACAGGUGACGCAGUAUUUCGAUGAAGCCAAAGCCACGUUCGAGGAGGUAGAAAAGGAACCUAUCGGCGCAAUGCCCACAUUCCGGCACUUACAAAAACAUCUACAAGUAAAACGUGAUAUUGUAAAUAAAUUGCGCGAUUGCUUCAAGGAAAACGAUAACUUUAACUAUAGUGAUAUACGGAGAGCCUGUUUCUCUAGCGACGAUUUGGCUGCCGUCCGAAGGUUGUUGGAUUGGAAGCUAACGAUGAGAUGGGAAGGAGAAUUCUUCCAGCAGGUGCGCACGUCCUGGCAAACUAAUCACGUCGAAUCAUUGGCGGUAGAAUGGAAGGAUCAACGUUUGCUGAAGUACAAUCCUUCCGUUGUUGCAGGCAUUCUGAAGAAUGGUUCUACAGCAAUGGAUUGCGUCGAAGACUUCGAUUACAUUUUGCAUACGCGUCAGUUGACGCAUGAUCUCAAGAUCGCGAACAAGAUCGAUGAAGAAGCGUUACAGCGUCUCAAUAAACGCUUGAAGCCUUACUACAAUGAUAUUUUCUUCAUCGACAACAAAUGGAAGGUGCUGGAAACGUUCUGCAAGGAGUGCAAACUGUCCUGGAACAAGGACCUUACCCGUGAGUUGGUCAAACGCGAUCAGAACCAUUUGCAGCAGCUGUAUGACAAGAGUCGCAAUCAGUUGCGAUUAAUUCUGGAAAGAUUUGGUCUGCAUACGGUUGACGGAUUGGUUACGUUGUUGUAUGGGCUUCCAACCCAAAUGUUAAGCGCUAUCGAACAUAUCCAGCUGGAGCUUUGCGAGAUGCUGUACGCAGUCGGUUACUUUGGCGAUAGUUUCCAUUACAUGAAGAGUCGCAUCUCUAUGAUACAGGGGAAAAAUUAUCGCAAUUUCUUGGCCCAUGACGCCCUAUCCUAUAAUCUGCUAACGGAUAGCUCAAUGGAGAAGAUCGUAAUUAAUGCAUUUGUGUUCUCCAACACCGAGAUACAACUGUUCGGAAAUACUGGUGCUAACAAGGUGAAUAUUAACGUUCCGACAUUGGCCCAAACGAAUCACUGGGUUGAUCUGCAGAAACAAUUGCUGGAAGCAUUCAAAACGAAAAACAUCCAAGGGAUGCACACGAUCGGACAGGAAGGUGCAGAAAUGAAGGCACGAUUUUGCUGUACGCGGAAUGAAUCCUACCUGGCUCCGACCUUCUUUCAGCUACCAGAACUGAUAAACCCUUGCAACGCUGAUGUGCCACUUGUAGAAUACCUGAAUCAAUAUUUUCCUGAUUUUUCAGAAGUAUGUAAAGAUCCUGAAUAUCAAGUAUCGAUGGCAUUAAAAUUGCGCGACUUUCAGGCAGCCUACGAUCGUACAAUAGCCCGUGGUGAUCGUUUGAUACGCGACGAGAUGUUUGACUGGGAGGAGCUUAUGGCUCACGUUCGCAAAACGGACCUGUUCGUCCAUCUGGUAGCGGUCGUCAAUAGGGGCGCCAUUUUGCGAAAGCUUAUCGAGCACGGUAACGUAGCAGGUGUUCGGGAGAUACUGCCAUACUUUGAAGCUUUCCAUACUGCGAACGAUCGUGGCCCGUUGGGCGAUGCGUUAUAUUACUGUGUUCGUUCGAUUGCAGACUUGCUACUAGCACGAUCCACGGUACCUCAUCCAGCGAUACUGUUGCUUGCCAUCAUCGUACACUGGAAUGAUAUCUUCGUCAACAUGAUGGCAAAAGCGGACAUUGAAAGUAAUACAUUCAAAUUUCUGCUCAAAACAACUGUUCAGGCGAGAAACUAUACCGCAGCGGUAUAUCUGCUGGAAAAUGAAGCAUUUAGACAUUUUAUUCCUGACGCAUUCGUGGCAUGCAGUGAAAAAGCAGCUCGUAUGGGUGACCAAUCCAUUUUACAGCAUUUGCUAGUGCGGUGUCCUGCUACAGCGAUUGCAUCAAAUAUCAAUUUAGCUUAUAUCCUGCAUCAGGCAGUAUUAAUGCAGCAGUGGCACUGUGUGCAGCUACUGAUGGACCGUGGUGAUGUUCCGGUAGACGUGAUGUAUCCAGACUACCCGCAGUCGAAUCAAUGCACAUUUCUUCUGCUCGUAAAGUAUGGCCUAUGUCGACUGCUGCGUAAGAUCAAAUCCAUCAAGCACGUGUUGUUCGUUACGAUUGCAAAACAUCCCUUUACUGUUGCAGUACAAAACCGUAUGAUAUCGGACAAAAUGAUCCGUUCACUGUGCACAUUAGGGUUCGAUUGGCUCGAUAGCUCAACAACACUGCAAGCAGCGAUUCGAGAAAAGAACAAGAAUGUGUUUGAAACGAUCCAGAAGCUUGUAAACGAGCGUUGUGCGGAAAAUCCUUCCUCCGAUCUUGAUCACUUCCGACACGCGUUAAUGGUGCUGCAGCGCUGGAAAAUGAUCUCAUUCGUUGAGGAGUCAAAAUCGUACGGAUCUUCUUCGUUGUUUAGCGCUUUACAAGCGCAAGAUAAAGAUAUGGUACAAGAGUUGCUCAGCUGGGCGCGUCAAAUGCGUACGAUCGAGGAGUUAGGCAUUCUUGGCGGUAUCGUCUUUGAACGGGACACAGUGUUCACCUGUUUCGGUAAAAGAAACAACGUGUCAAAGAUGUGGAAUACACGGGACAGCUGCGAAGAUAUGAUCACCCGGAUGGAAACCUGUGCAAUGUUGGGUGAGAUGAUAUGGCAACAGAUUACGCUAAACGCUCAGUCCUCGACCCCGGUCACGUGCUACGUGUUAACUACAGAGGAUGAACUCAUCGAGCUUCCCAAUUCAACUUUUGCUCUGCGUGACAAAGUGUCAUUGGAAGAAAAUUUAAAAGAUUUCCUAACGUUUGUCAACGUCGCACUAAGCAACUUUACCAUAUUAUUUGCCAAGUUUUCUACGGCCGAUGGAGCUACGAGGUAUUUCUGGCAAGUCGAACAAAUUAGCUGCAUGUAUGACAUUCUUCCCCCAUCAGAAAAAGGCGUUGAUUUAACUGAUAUGGUCAACUACAGAGAUUGGAAAGGUGAAACUCCGUUGCACCACUGCUUUCCGAAAGACACACUCGAAAUGGUAAAGCUCUUGGUGGAGAAUGGUGCCAAUACAUUAUUGGCAGAUCAUACCGGUAUGACCGCACUUCAUGUUUCUCUGCUAAACUCACAAGACUACGCUGUAUCAAAGUAUCUGCUCGAUGAGUGUGUUCGACGGGAUUUACGCAACGAAAAGGGUUAUUCCGCGCUGGAAAUCGACGAUGGUGUUAUUGGCAAUAGAUUGAUACAUGUCGCCAUAAUGGCAGGUCGACAAGAUGUAGUUGAAAGGUUGCUGCAGCUUCGAGUUGAUGUGUCGGUAGUAAACAGUAUGGGUGUAACACCAGCGCAUCUUGCUGCCGGUCUUAACAUCAAUAACAAGUGUCGUAUAAUAAAAAUGAUUCUUGAUUACGACGCCAGCUCGAUAGACACGUUCGACAACGACAAUGAUAACUUAAUACAACGAGCGGCACGAAGCAAUUCGUUGGAAUUGGUGCAGCUGGUACUGCAGUAUAAACCCAACUUAACAUUGUGCCGUGACGGCAUGACAGUGCUUUUUAUGGCUCUCCUGCUAAAGCACACUGAAUCUGCCAAAUGUUUGCUGAACUAUGCGAUCGAAAACAACAUUCAGGGGAUCACACUAGCAGGAGAUGACGAUCUCGUCUUACUUUCAUUGCUCUGCAACGACUACGAUCUCUCAAAAAUGCUGCUGGAGUAUGAGCUAGGACACACAUUACAGGAGGUUGACGAGCGUGAUCUACCUCGAAUUAAAUCCAUCCUUGAGGGGUCAGUACCCAGAAUGCCGGAAAUACCGAUAGCACGAGUAGUGCAGGCGCAAGGAUUCAGCGAAUCGGAAAAUUUUCUGCAAGAAUUGCUGAUACUUGCUACCUCGAUUACAGAUCGAUAACGAUUAUUCCACUCGCAUGAUAAUUAAGAAGAAUAUAUUGGGAUAUACGGUAAUAGAUGGAUAUUUUAUCUAAAAAAUCUCUUUUAUACUUGCUCGGUUAGAACUGUCUCCCAGGCCUUCGAACCUCUCAGGGAACCUCUCUGGACGCAAAGAAAUUUAAACUGCUUUUACAGGCAGCUUUGCCUGUGCAUUUAACAUAUUGAUACAUAAUAUAAUCAACUUUAUAAAUAAAUGAUUACUUAUCAUUCUGUUGCAAAUUUCA